Messenger RNA from Ixodes scapularis (black-legged tick), 567 nucleotides. RefSeq lists its product as uncharacterized. NCBI's taxonomy places the organism in Eukaryota, Metazoa, Arthropoda, Arachnida, Ixodida, Ixodidae. The record is from RefSeq and is a predicted model, not a curated record. The coding region runs from base 1 to 558 and encodes 185 amino acids. The transcript has 3 exons.
AUGCCUUUGAGAAAAGUGGUACCGUGCAUGCUUCUAAUGCUUGAUUUACGCAACCCUUCAGUGUAUCGCUAUAUAAGUGUUCAAGACCUCUGCAUUGAAGUCGAACUCCGAUUUAAGCGCAAGGUUGGGGACCUGGAGAAAAAGGUGAAAGUGGUGGUGGAAGCGUUUUCACAUAAAGAAGAACGGGAAUGCACAUUCGUCGACAUUGGCAAGCAUUUACAAGGCCAUUCUAGGCACACACUCAUCAACGAGAAUGCAAUGCCUAAUAACCUGCAAGUCACAGCACCUCAUGUGUAUAUAUACUGCGCUGAACGCACUUGCGUUUAUGCUGGCAGUACUGAAGAAGUCAUCUGGAUCUCGGGUGGAAAUCUAGAGCGAGCUCUGAUUUUCUGCCUGCUGACGUACUACAUUAAGAACCUUGACUACCCACCAGCGUUCUCAUCGGUGCUCGUCUUACUGCAGAAGAUAACUCUACCUGACACAAAAGUGCCCCGUGGACUGCUCACGAACCGGCUGAAAAAUUUGCUCAUUAUGUUGAAGAAGAACAAUUUGUGUUAACUUUUCGAA